AUGUCGUCGAAAGAACCACGUAUAGUCUAUCAACCGCUCCAUCCCUCCACCAGACUAAGACUUGACCCCGAAUAUAUCGCGUACCACGACAGCGUCCUUCAGUACCUCCCAGCAGAUGAUGAGAGGCCCUGGACACCAUCAUUCCGUACCUGGGCAAAUAUCAUCAAUACCACACCUGUCGCCGUGGGCGGUAUUAGAGAUGUCACUAUUCCCAAGCUCUCUCCCACCGACAGAUCGCCUCUGCAAGCGCGCGUCUUCACACCUGAUCCAGAGCUCUCGCCACCAGAAUCCGCCAACGGCUGGCCAGUCCUGCUAUGGUUCCAUGGCGGUGGUUUCGUACUAGGUGGUCUGGAAAGCGAGAAUGACCUUUGUGCCUUGUUCUGUCGCACGGCAGGAUGUGUGGUGGUCUCUGUCGCAUAUCGACUGGCGCCGGAGCACCCCUAUCCCGCAGCGGCGCAAGACGCUGUACGGGCUUUACGGUGGGUUGCCAGUGAAGAGGCAAGCAGAGAGCUGGGGUCGGAUCGGCAGCGAAUUGCGAUUGGAGGGACCAGUGCGUAA
Exophiala bonariae is the source of this 558-nucleotide messenger RNA. RefSeq lists its product as uncharacterized. Gene Ontology annotation, molecular function: hydrolase activity. NCBI's taxonomy places the organism in Eukaryota, Fungi, Ascomycota, Eurotiomycetes, Chaetothyriales, Herpotrichiellaceae. The record is from RefSeq and is a predicted model, not a curated record. Bases 1 to 558 code for a protein of 185 amino acids. The transcript has a single exon.